Aspergillus wentii DTO 134E9 is the source of this 1166-nucleotide messenger RNA. RefSeq names its product putative pyruvate dehydrogenase complex component Pdx1 (gene pdx1). The coding region runs from base 273 to 1142 and encodes 289 amino acids. Gene Ontology annotation, molecular function: acyltransferase activity. The record is from RefSeq and is a predicted model, not a curated record. Lineage: Eukaryota; Fungi; Ascomycota; Eurotiomycetes; Eurotiales; Aspergillaceae. The transcript has 2 exons.
CUCCCAACAACCUCAACAUCUCCAAGAGCGACGGCUAGCGACGGUAUACAGCCAUCCCAGCUCCGAUUCCAUUCUAGGAUUGAUCGCGGAUCUUGAUACUAUCCAACCCACAAGAUACACCCCGGAUUUAGCGCGUGUGCCCUCGACGUGGUGGUGGGUUCUUGAUCGAUCCUGCUCGACUUUGCCGCCGAAUCCAGCCCCCGUCUCCACGAUAUCACCGAUUGAAAAAAGACACUUCCCGGGUCUUUGAUUAACCACAUCUACGACACAAAAUGGCAUCCACAUUCCCAAUUCGUCGACUUCCGACCGUGCUCGCCAGAGGGCAGCCCAGAGUAUCCAGCGCCUCCAGACGCUUCCAAUCCACCUCUGCAGUUCAGUUCCAGAACCCUGCCUACCCGCUCUACCCCUCGGUCACCCAGCUCCUCCACGAGAAGGGAAUCCCAGAGUCCGAAGUCUCCAAGAUCCCCGCCUCAGGGCCCAAGGGUCGUCUCCUUAAGGGAGAUGUUCUCGCCUACACUGGCCAGAUCGCGGCCGACUACCCCGCGACUCAAGCAGCCCGCUUCGAGAAGCUCUCCCACCUUGACUUGAGCAACAUCAAGAUCGCAGCACCCCCCAAGCCUGCUGAGCCCGCAGCACCGGUCAAGGAGGAGGCUCCCGCACCCCCUCCGGUGGCUUCAGUUGCCCUUUCUAUCUCCCUGGCUACCGUCCUGUCUGCCCAGAAGAAGAUCCAGGAAUCCCUGGGUGUUAACGUGCCGCUAUCGACUUUCCUCGCCCGCGCCACUGACCUGGCAAACGAUGACCUCCCCCGUUCGCCUCACACCAAGCCGUCUGCUGAUGAGCUGUUCGAUGAGGUCCUCGGCGCAGCACCAAUCCAGACAUCUCGGGGAGACUACAUCCCUGAGCUCAACGCUGUUGAGGCCCCAUCAGUCAAGUCCAAGACUGUCAAGGAAGACCUCAUUGAUUUCCUCAGUGGAAAGCCGACCAAGAAGGUCUCCGCCCGGCCGCCACAGCCUUCUGCUGAGGGCCAUGCCGCAAAUGUGUUCAGCCUGACUGUCCCAGUCGGUGAUGAGAAGAGAGCCACCGCAUUCCUUGAGCGAGUCAAGUCCCUCUUGACAGUUGAGCCUGGAAGGCUGGUUCUAUAAUUUGUCCUUUCCUUUUAUCACCAG